This is a messenger RNA of Colossoma macropomum (tambaqui), 2433 nucleotides long. It is a transcript of the gene znf692, whose product is annotated as zinc finger protein 692. Gene Ontology annotation, cellular component: nucleus. Gene Ontology annotation, biological process: regulation of transcription by RNA polymerase II. Bases 292 to 2433 code for a protein of 713 amino acids. The record is from RefSeq and is a predicted model, not a curated record. NCBI's taxonomy places the organism in Eukaryota, Metazoa, Chordata, Actinopteri, Characiformes, Serrasalmidae. The transcript is spliced from 12 exons.
UUUGCAGUGGUCAAUUUGAGGAGCUUCAGACGAAGAUAUGAAUUAAAUACUAUUUUUAUCUCUGUUGUUGCUUCGUGUUAAACCAGCGGAAUCGAAUUCGAAGCUUUUCAUUCAUUUUUGUUUGCAGUCGAGUGAAAGUGAUUCAACCGGAGCAGCGACGACCCCUUAAAAGGGCAACAGCAGGACGGCGGCGGUGGGGCCCGCAGUCAGCACUCGGCACACUGGAUGAGCUAGUGACCUGGUGACCUGCACUUUUGGACCAAACUUGGAGCAUUUGUUGCCCCCCCUGCUAUGGCGUCUGCUACAGAUGCUCUGCGCAGGCAGAGGCGGAGGGAGCUGGACGCCAGGAGGAGCAAAUCUCGGAUACGGCUCGGCUCGUGUCUGGAGAGCUGGGGGCAGCUGAAGGAGGCCCUGGGCUUCUCUCUCCACUCUGAGCUCGCACAGUAUCUGCUGGACAGCUACUUCUCCAAAGUGUGCAGCAGGUGUUCAGGUGAGGGAAAGGGAGUCACCCCAGUGGCGUUUUUCACCACAGCAGCUUCUAUCCAACAGCUGGUGCUGCUGGUCCACAGCCACAGUCAGCAGUGCCCAUUGCCGCCGAGCCUGCAGCCUGGAGGAGACCCCACAGCUUCCAUACAGACAGACCCUAAAGGCUCCAUACAGGCGGACUCUAAAGCCUCCUCAGAGGAAAGCCGUAAAGACUCCACACAGGCAGAUCCCAAAGCUGUCAUACAGACGGAUCUUAAUAUCACCAAACAGGCUGACCCUAAAGCCUCCAUGCAGGCUGACCCUAAAGCUUCCUUAGAGACAGGGCGUAAUGACUCUAUACAGGCAGGUGACGACAACUCCAUACAGGCAGACUGUAAUAUCUCUAUACAGGCUGAGCCUAAAGGCUCCCUUCAGGCAGGCCAUAACGACUCCAUAAAGGCUGUCUCUAAAGCCUCCAUACAGGCUGACCCAAAAGCCCCCUUACAGGCUGACUCCUCCAUACAGGCUGACCCUAAUGCCUUCGUACAGGCUGACCCUAGGGCCUCCAUACAGGCUGACCUAAAAGCCUCCAUACAGGCUGACCCUAAAGCCUCCAUACAGGCUGUCCCUAAUACCUCCAUACAGACUGACCCUAAUACCUCCAUACAGGCUGACCCUAAAGCCUCCAUACAGACUGACCCAAAAGCCUUCAUGCAGGCUGACUCCUCCAUGCAGGCUGACCCAAAAGCCUCCAUACAGGCUGACGCAAAAGCCUCCAUACAGGCGCAGAUGUGUUUGCAGUAUGUCUGCAGAGGGGGACAUGUGUUCACAUGGUAUCCAAUGCAGACAGAGUUGGAAGGGGAGGAUGCAGAGGGAGGUGAAGGGAGACAUGUGGGAGAACAAGGAGGUGCUGCUCCCUCAGGACAGAAGAGAAUCAGAAAGCGAGGGAGGAGAGGAGCGAAAGACAAUAAAAUUGGACAUAGGAAUCACGAGGCAGCAUCUAGUGUGAGGACGAGGAGCAGCAGUGGGGCAAAGUCUGUCUCUACUGAAAGCACUGUAGGAUCUAAAGAGAAGGAGGGGCCAGAGUGCAUCGUCCCAAACUGCUCUGGAGACGAUGAAGAUCCAGAACAGCCCGAUCAAGGUAUGGGUUCACCGGCAGGAAGUGACGCAGUGCUCGCUGUUCUGUCCCCAAAGUACUGCGCACCCCUUAGCAGCAACGAGAUGGACACUGACGACUGUGAAAAUGUUGAUAAUGAAAGCCUGGACAGAGAAAGUGCAGUACCAAAUACAUCCAAGAGGGGGAGACAAAGGAGAGCAAAUCCAUCUGAAAACAUCAAAGUGGUCAACUUGAGGUCAGAGAGGCGAAAAGGGAACAGGCAGCAGUCAGUAAAAGAUGAUGUGUCACAGAUAUGCAGCAAGAGAAAAAGAAAAGCAGCUCCAAAACUCAUCUUACCCUGCGAGUUCAGCGGCUGCUGGAAGAUCUUUUCCAGUCGUCAGUAUCUCAACCACCACAUGAAGUACCAGCACUUUCAGCAGAAGACCUUUACCUGCUCACAUCCCUCCUGCGGAAAAUCGUUCAACUUUAAGAAGCACCUCAAAGAGCACGAGAAGCUGCACAGCGAUCAGAAGGAUUACAUCUGUGAGUUCUGCGCUCGCGCAUUUCGAACCAGCAGCAACCUGAGCAUCCACCGCAGGAUCCACACAGGGGAGAAACCGCUGCAGUGCGAAGUGUGUGGCUUCACCUGCCGACAGAAGGCCUCUCUGAACUGGCACAUGCGGAAGCACGACGCUGAGAGCGGCUACCAGUUCCCAUGCGAGAUCUGCGGCCGGCGCUUUGAGAAAAGGGACAACGUUACAGCGCAUCGGAGCAAGAGUCACCCAGAACACCUCACCGCCGGCACGGACACAAACGCCCUAAAACCUGCAGGACAGGAGGGGGAAACCCUCAGCCUUUCUACAAACCUCUGA